AUGAAGAUUUUAUAUCUCAGUGUGUUAGCAACUUGUGCGUGGACGUCCGAGUCACUCAUACGGUAUGAUACACAGCAGAUAUGUUUUUAAUAACAUUUCUAGUUCAUUUAUAAAACAUGUGCAUUAUUAACUGCAUUAGUAAUGUGUGGUUUGCAACUGAACAUUACCUAAAUUAUGCAGUAAUUCUAUAUGAAUUAUGUAGAAAUAAAAAUAGAUUGCUGGAGAUCUGUAUAAAAGUAUACUGCUUAAAACAUUAUUACUUGUUCAUACUUAGUGAAGGCUUGAUAAAGGUCCUAGAGGCACUGAGAAGAUCCUUAUGUCCUGUACCUUUUUUGUUGAUUUUGCUAUCCAGUAUUCCCCUCACAAAGUUUAAGUCCUUGAGGCAAUCUAUGUCUGACUCAGAGAGGGAUUUCAGUAAUCUAUUCCAUGAUUCCUACUCCGACACCUUUGACGACGAUGACGCCAGUGGGCCCAGCAAAGUGGCUCUGAGGAACUAUGUUGAUGUAAGGGUCUGCCCGCCUUAUGCACAGUAUAAGUCAUAUAAAAGUCCUAUUUCAUUUGCACAGUAAGGGGCCUUAUGCACAGUAACUCAAGUCAUACUUCGCCCAUUAUGCAUUAAUCAUUGUGCAUUGGUUUUGAUAUAUCUUCUUCAUCGUUGAUGUGAUUGUGUCUCCAGGCUCAGUUCUAUGGAGAGAUUAGUCUAGGAACCCCACCUCAAAUGUUCAGGGUGACCUUUGACACUGGAUCCAACGAUCUCUGGGUGCCCUCUUCCAAGUGCUCCGUCGCUGACAUCACAUGCUGUAAGUCUCAUCAUGCAUUGUGCACAUGGGUAGCAUUUUCUCAGACUAUUCCCUGUAGCAUAUACACUGAAUGUACAAUUCUUUUUUACUCUAGGAAUAUCAUGUAUAUUAUAUGAUACUGCAAUUUAAUGUUAGCACAGUCAGAGUCUAGGAAAGUAAAAGGCAUAUGGAAAUAUACACUGAGUGUACAAAAAAUUAAGAACACUGCUAUUUCCAUGACAUAGACUGACCAGGUAAAUCCAGGUGAAAGCUAUGAUCCCUUAUUGAUGUCACCUAUUAAGUCCACUUCAGUCAGUCUAGAUGAAGGGGAGGAGACAAGGUAAAGAAGGAUUUUUAAGCAUUGAGACAAUUCAAAUAUGGGUUGUGUAUGUGUGCUAUUCAGAGGGUGAAUGGGCAAGACAAAAUAUUUAAGUGCCUUUGAACGGGUCAUGGUAGUAGGUGCCAGGCGCACCGGUUUGAGUGUGUCAAUAACUGCAACGCUGCUGGGUUUUUCACACUCAACAUUUCCUGUAUGUAUCAAGAAUGGUCCACCACCCAAAGGACAUCCAGCCAACUUGACACAACUGUGGGCAUUGGAGUCAACAUGGGCCAGCAUCCCUGGGGAACGCUUUCGACACCUUCUAGAGUCCAUGCCCCGAUGAAUUGAGGCUGUUCUGAGGGCAAAAGGGGGUGCAACUCAAUAUUAGGAAGGUGUUUCUAAUGUUUUGCACACUCAGUGUAUAUUUGGAGUAAAUGGAUAUAAGGUUUAAAAAGAAAGAGAGACCAAACCCAAGGGCGAUUUAAUGUCUGAGUGACAUUUAUGUCAAUAUUAGGAAUAAACAUUGUGAAUUGUGACUUAAUGUCUUAGCUAGUUGUUUGUUCAGAAAAUACAAUUUCAAACUGAUGAUGUACAGUGGCUUGCGAAAGUAUUCACCCCCCUUGGCAUUUUUCCUAUUUUGUUGCCUUACAACCUGGAAUUAAAAUUGAUUUUUUGGGGGUUUGUAUCAUUUGAUUUACACAACAUGCCUACCACUUUGAAGAUGCAAAAUAUGUUUUAUUGUGAAACAAACAAGAAAUAAGACAAAAAAACAGAAAACUUGAGCGUGCAUAACUAUUCACCCCCCCAAAGUCAAUACUUUGUAGAGCCACCUAUUGCAGCAAUUACAGCUGCAAGUCUCUUGGGGUAUGUCUCUAUAAGCUUGGCACAUCUAGCCACUGGGAUAUUUGCCCAUUCUUCAAGGCAAAACUGCUCCAGCUCCUUGAAGUUGGAUGGGUUCCGCUGGUGUACAGCAAUCUUUAAGUCAUACCACAGAUUCUCAAUUGCAUUGAGGUCUGGGCUUUGACUAGGCCAUUCCAAGACAUUUAAAUGUUUCCCCUUAAACCACUCAAGUGUUGCUUAAGCAGUAUGCUUAGGGUCAUUGUACUGCUGGAAGGUGAACCUCCGUCCCAGUUUCAAAUCUCUGGAAGACUGAAACAGGUUUCCCUCAAGAAUUUCCCUGUAUUUAGCGUCAUCCAUCAUUCCUUCAAUUCUGACCAGUUUCCCAGUCCCUGCCAAUGAAAAACAUCCCCACAGCAUGAUGCUGCCACCACCAUGAUUCACUGUGGGGAUGUUGUUCUCGGGGUGAUGAGAGGUGUUGGGUUUGCGCCAGACAUAGCAUUUUCCUUGAUGGUCAAAAAGCUCAAUUUUAGUCUCAUCUGACCAGAGUACCUUCUUCCAUAUGUUUGGGAGUCUCCCACAUGCCUUUUGGCGAACACCAAACAUGUUUGCUUAUUUUUUUCUUUAAGCAAUGGCUUUUUUCUAACCACUCUUCCGUAAAGCCCAGCUCUGUGGAGUGUACAACUUAAAGUGGUCCUAUGGACAUAUACUCCAAUCUCCACUGUGGAGCUUUGUAGCUCCUUCAGUGUUAUCUUUGGUCUCUUUGUUGCCUCUCUGAUUAAUGACAACUUUGUCCCUGAACUGUUUGGAGAGCCGCUUGCUUGGUGGUUCCCCUUGCUUAGUGGUGUUGCAGACUCUGGGGCCUUUCAGAACAGGUGUAUAUAUACUGAGAUCAUGUGACAGAUCAUGUGACACUUAGAUUGCACAUAGGUGGACUUUAUUUAACUAAUUAUGUGACUUCUGAAGGUAAUUGGUUGCACCAGAUCUUAUUUAGGGGCUUCAUAGCAAAGGGGGUGAAUACAUAUGCACGCACCACUUUGCCAUUACUUAUUUUAUAGAAUUUCUUUGAAACAAGUUAUUUUUUUCAUUCCACUUCACCAAUUUGGACUAUUUUGUGUAUGUCCAUUACAUGAAAUCCAAAUAAAAAUCCAUUUAAAUUACAGGUUGUAAUGCAACAAAAUAGGAAAAACGGCAAGGGGGAUGAAUACUUUUGCAAGGCACCGUCUGUUUAACGUUGUAUUGCAGUGAUUCACAGGAAAUACAAUGAUACCAAGUCCAGCACAUAUGUCAAGGGUGGAAAAUACUUUUCAAUGCAUUAUGGACUGGGAAGUGUAACCGGGUAUCUCAGCCAGGAUACAUGCACAGUAAGUUUGGAAAGGAGGAGAAAUGAACUGUUGUCACUGACAGAUGAUAUAGUUUUAAAUCGUCUUCUUUGCUCUUCUGUCAGAUUGGAAGUGUAUCCGUAAAAGAUCAGGUGUUUGGUGAGGCCGUCAAGAUAUAUGGAGCGAACUUCGUUGGUGCUAGGUUCGAUGGAGUUCUGGGUAUGUCUUACCCAACGGAUGAUGCCAUGAGCCCUGUCUUUGACAACAUAAUGAGAGAGAAGUUGUUGGCGGAGAAUGUUUUCUCCUUCUACCUCAACCACAGGUGAGUGGCGAUAGUGAAGUGGAACACAGAUCAUUAUUGUAUUUUAUACCUAUUUAUCCAGAAAGUCCCAUUGAGCAGAAUAACUGUAAGUUAACAUGGCAGUUUUAGAAAUCUACUUGUACCACUGGAAAUGUACUGUAGAUGCUGUCUUCUGAUGGGCACUACUGUUCUGUGACAGGAUCUCCUCCAACCAGCCAGGGGGACAGCUAGUGCUGGGAGGGACUGACCCUGCAUACUACACUGGGGACUUCCACUAUGUCAACGUCACCACAAAGGACCUCUGGAACAUCCACAUGGACGGGUUAGUGCUGCUAGCCAGUGUUUUUUUUUAUUUUAAAGUAACUGUCCAGUGUUUCCAGAUUUCUAUGAAAUAUGACCUAUAAUUAAUUACAAUAUGUGUGAAAACAUUUUUGUCCCCAAAAAUUGUAAUUAAGUAUAUUUAAAAUAAACUUUUCUGUUUUGGAAGGGUAUCGGCAUAUCCCAACAACAGAAUGGUGUUGGUGUAUACCGGUCUGUUGUGUUCAGUAAUAUGGUGUCGUAGCUCAGUUGAGUAUUGAAUACUGUUGCUUUAAGAAUGUAUCAGUCAUAUUGUCCAUGCACAGAGGUGUGAGGUUUGGAUAGGUGAGUUUGUACGAGAUGUUAACAUGUUGAUCUGAAGUAAAGAUGUUCAGUUUAAUUGCACAAAAAGCCUCAGUGCAUUUGGCGAGGAGGAUGGCCGAGUUUAGCUUACCUCCACAAUCUCCAUCGGUCUUGGGAGAUCCACCUGUUCCAUGGAAUCGCUGGUUUCAAUCCUUUUUUUUUAAAUUUAACUAGGCAAGUCAGUUAAGAACAAAUUCUUAUUUACAAUGACGGCCUACACCGGCCAAACCCGGACGACACUGGGCGCCGCCCUAUGGGACCCCGAAUCACGGCCGGUUGUGAUACAGCCUGGAAUCGAACCAGGGGGUCUGUAGUGACGCCUCAAGCACUGAGAUGCAGUGCCUUAGACCGCUGCACCACUCGGGAGCCCAGAUGUAUAUGGUAGUUAUCAAUCUGCAUGGAGCUGCACAAACGGGCGAUUCUACUCCACUGUCUCGGUGCUGAGGGACAAUAUGUCAUCUCCACUCUAAAGCCAGUAGAUAACAAGUUUACAUCGGCGGUCCAAGCUCUCUUGGAACACUACAGUGGCUCACGUAGUGUGAUCAUGCAUAGUUUUCUCUUUAGACAAUGAGCCCAACUGCUGGGUGAGUCCGUAGCACAGUUUGUCUCCUCCUUGAGAGAGCUAGUGGGACCACUCGAAAACGAAUUUGUACGUGAUCAGUUCAUUGAAAAAUCGUCAUGUGCUCCACUGAGGGAGAAAUUGUUGUUAGAGACCGAAGAGCUGACACUGGAGAAAGCACUGGAAAACAAAUGGAAGUUGCUCUCGCUGACCUACAUAAACUACAGAGCGCAUCUCAGUGGGCGGGGCUUCACACACUGGCUGAGGCACCAGUGCAAAAUGAGCAGGAAACCACUGUGGGGCUUCAUUGUUCUAAUUGUGGCUCCAGUGGGCAUGCUACAAGAGCAUCUCCAUGUCCAGCAAAAGGGCAACGCUGCAAGAACUGCAACAAAUACAAUCCUUUUGCCCAUUGUUGUCGUUCAGCAGCGGCAGGACAGCAUCGAGCAGAUGCAGGUCAAAGUUCACCAGUCUCCAUUAACUCUGUACAUGAUGACUCAGUUGCGGCCAAGCAAUGUGACUGCUACAUUGAGGGUGUUAAAACCUCACUGGUGAUUGACACUGGAGAAAAAGUGUCACUUUUGAACAAAGCCACUUAUGACUCAUUCUUCUCACAUGUGCCACUGCAGAGACCAGCAGUAUCCCUCUACAGCUACAACCACACACCGAUCUCAAUCAUUGGGACUGUCUCACUGUCAGUCUGUUACAACAACAAAACCACACCGGCCACCCAGUUCUACGUUGCAACAGAUGGCGCUAACAUCCUCAGACUGGACUUAUUUCAUGCCCUAGGGUUCAAGUUGUCAGAUUCAACUGGUGCACGUGUGCAGCACUUUCCUACACCAGUGCCUACGGAGUACUCACAACUUUCUGAGGUGCUAGUUCACCUCAUCGGCCUACAGUCAACAAAGAGGUCAAGCCAGUAAUCUAGCCAUUGCGGAGGGUUCCGCUGACCCUUCGGAAGCCCAUUGACAACGGACUUGACAACCUCCUUGACACCUCACCAUGGGUCUCAAACCUGGUCAUUGCACUCAAGAAAAAUAGCGAUCUUCAAAUUUGCAUGGACCUCAGGGCCGUGAACAAAGCGAUUAUCUCCGACAAGGACCCGCUACCAACCGCUGAGGAGCUCACAACCCAUUUUUAUGGGUCCACGUUAUUCAGUAAAUUAGACCUGAGGCAGGGAUCCCUCCAGGUUCCCCUGGCACAUGACAGGGGGCUGUUCAGGUACAAACGCAUGCCAUUCUGACUCAGCUCCACGCCCAGCUGAUUCCAGAAGAUUAUGACUCUUCUCCUGGCAGGCAUCCCUGGAGUGUAAAUCUGUUUGGAUGACAUUGUGGUACACUGUGCAUCACAGACAGAGCACAAUUCUCACUUGCAGCAGGUGUUUUGUCAGCUCUUCGAGAUCGGGGCCAGACUCAACACAGAAAAGUGUGUGUUCGGGGUGUCAGACGUUGAGUUCCUUGGAUACAUCACCCCCAUCCUGUCCCAUAGUGGUCCUCUGUAGCUCAGCUGGUAGAGCAUGGCGCUUGUAACGCCAAGGUAGUGGGUUCGAUCCCCGGGACCACCCAUACACAAAAAUGUAUGCACGCAUGACUGUAAGUCGCUUUGGAUAAAAGCGUCUGCUAAAUGGCAUAUUAUUAUUAUUAUUCUCACCUUACCUGAGCCUCAGUCCGCAGCACAGCUGGCAUCAUUCCUCGGCAAGGCAACAUACUACUUACAGUUUCUUCCAAGCUACGCUGUGACGUUCAGUUUAAUUGCACAACAAGCCUCCAUUCAUUUGUAACAUGGUCAUUAAAAAUAUUCAUGCGAGUAGUCCGCUGAUUGGCCAGCUCAUCCUCCAUGAGGAAAUAGCAAGCAUUUGAGGAAAUAGCAAGCAUUUUUUUAAACGGUCUGUUUGAGAGACAAGUUUGAGGUGGGGUUUUUGAAGUGUUUUCUUUCUCCAAUUUAUGCUUUGGCCACAAAUACAAGUAUAGGAUGAGUCAACAACAUUAUCUGGCUAUGAGUUAACAGAAUAUUAACUUUUAAAAGCUAGAUUUUCAUGGGACAGUCAUUAGGGUGUACACCCACUCUGCCCAGAGUGGGUGAAAACGUGCAUUGGUGAUGACAUUUCACUUCCUUAUGUUAUAAAAUACAUUUUACAGAGACAAAUAUGAUUCUUCAUGUUCUGAAUCGUUCAGUGGGAUCUAUCUCUAACAUAUCGUUAACAUUAUAUACAAAAAGUCCAAUUUCGGAACUGCAUACAUCCGAUAAAAUGCACCGAGCUCUGUCGCCGAAACCUUUGAGUAUUUUACAUUUUGAGAAUGUACAAGUUGUUUCUGCUAAAUUAGCAUGGCACGAGCUGAAAUAAACUAAAAGGCUUUGAAAAUAAAAAAGCUUGCAGUACGCUCAAUGCUAAUUUCCCGAUUUUUGACCCCGCUUUUACUCCAAUAGAAAUUCAACGGAUUAUGAUAGAGAUAUGAGGUUUGGACCAUUGGUUUUGUUAGAGAGUUAUUUACACAAUUUACAUAUUAUUUUAGCCAUUGGUCAGAAGAUGCGUUUUUGAUUGGACACAUGUUAAGUGUUGGUCCCAUGUUUCAUGAGCUGAAAUAAAAGAUCCCCUGAGGAUCUGAGGAGUAUUUCUGUCUGUAAUAAAGCCCUUUUGUGUGGAGAAACGUAUUCUGAUUGGCUGGGCCUGACUCCCCAGUGAGUGGGCCUAUGCCCUCCCAGGCCCACCCAUGGCUGGGCUCCUGCCCAGUCAUGUGACAUCCAUAGAUUAAGGCCUAAUUAAUAUAUAUCAAUUGACUGAUUUCCUUGUCUGAACUGUAACUCGUUGAAUCGUUGAAAUUGUUGCGUUAAUAAUUUUGUUCAGUAUAUUUCUCUAACUAAAUAUUUGGGUGUCUUUGGCAGUUUGAACGUUGGGGAGGAUGUCAAGCUGUGUAAAGGUGGCUGUGAGGCCGUAGUGGACACUGGCACCUCCCUGAUCCUAGGUCCUUAUGAUGAGAUCAGUGCUCUGCAGAAGGCUGUCGGAGCUGUGUCCUGGAACCGUGGAAAGGUAGAACAUGACAGAUGACAGAGACUAGAAUCUCCUAUUACUCUCUAUCUCUUCUCUCUAUCUCCCUAAUCCUUUUGAAAAUGCAUACCAACCGACGAGUAUAUCGUCCUGGUAUCUACCAAACCCAAGGGAGUAAAAAUAAUUGUAAUCAUGAUGCUAAAUAGGUCCUCGAAUAGCCAUUUCACAACUCUCUAGCGAUUCUAUUGACAUUGAAGCAUGUUAGCUGUGAGAGGGUAGUCUGACUGUUGUUAAACGCUAGCUGUCAUUUCCCUGUUGUUUCACAGUACACGGUUGACUGUGAGAAAGUGUCCUCCCUCCCCACCGUCUCCUUCGCUGUCAGUGGAAAGGUCUACCCUCUGACUGGAGAACAUUAUAUUCUCAGGGUAAGUACAGUAUAUACAGUGGGGAAAAAAGUAUUUAGUCAGCCACCAAUUGUGCAAGUUCUCCCACUUAAAAAGAUGAGAGAGGCCUGUAAUUUUCAUCAUAGGUACACGUCAACUAUGACAGACAAAAUGAGAAUUUUUUUCUCCAGAAAAUCACAUUGUAGGAUUUUUAAUGAAUUUAUUGGCAUAUGAUGGUGGAAAAUAAGUAUUUGGUCAAUAACAAAAGUUUCUCAAUACUUUGUUAUAUGCCCUUUGUUGGCAAUGACACAGGUCAAACGUUUUCUGUAAGUCUUCACAAGGUUUUCACACACUGUUGCUGGUAUUUUGGCCCAUUCCUCCAUGCAGAUCUCCUCUAGAGCAGUGAUGUUUUGGGGCUGUCGCUGGGCAACACAGACUUUCAACUCCCUCCAAAGAUUUUCUAUGGGGUUGAGAUCUGGAGACUGGCUAGGCCACUCCAGGACCUUGAAAUGCUUCUUACGAAGCCACUCCUUCGUUGCCCUGGCGGUGUGUUUGGGAUCAUUGUCAUGCUGAAAGACCCAGCCACGUUUCAUCUUCAAUGCCCUUGCUGAUGGAAGGAGGGUUUCACUCAAAAUCUCACGAUACAUGGCCCCAUUCAUUCUUUCCUUUACACGGAUCAGUCGUCCUGGUCCCUUUGCAGAAAAACAGCCCCAAAGCAUGAUGUUUCCAACCCCAUGCUUCACAGUAGGUAUGGUGUUCUUUGGAUGCAACUUAGCAUUCUUUGUCCUCCAAACAUGACGAGUUGAGUUUUUACCAAAAAGUUAUAUUUUGGUUUCAUCUGACCAUAUGACAUUCUCCCAAUCCUCUUCUGGAUCAUCCAAAUGCACUUCAGACGGGCCUGGACAUGUACUGGCUUAAGCAGGGGGACACGUCUCGCACUGCAGGAUUUGAGUCCCUGGCGGCGUAGUGUGUUACUGAUGGUUGGCUUUGUUACUUUGGUCCCAGCUCUCUGCAGGUCAUUCACUAGGUCCCCCCGUGUGGUUCUGGGAUUUUUGCUCACCGUUCUUGUGAUCAUUUUGACCCCACGGGGUGAGAUCUUGCGUGGAGCCCCAGAUCGAGGGAGAUUAUCAGUGGUCUUGUAUGUCUUCCAUUUCCUAAUAAUUGCUCCCACAGUUGAUUUCUUCAAACCAAGCUGCUUACCUAUUGCAGAUUCAGUCUUCCCAGCCUGGUGCAGGUCUACAAUUUUGUUUUUGGUGUCCUUUGACAGCUCUUUGGUCUUGGCCAUUGUAAAGUUUGGAGUGUGACUGUUUGAGGUUGUGGACAGGUGUCUUUUAUACUGAUAACAAGUUCAAACAGGUGCCAUUAAUACAGGUAACGAGUGGAGGACAGAGGAGCCUCUUAAAGAAGAAGUUACAGGUCUGUGAGAGCCAGAAAUCUUGCUUGUUUGUAGGUGACCAAAUACUUAUUUUCCACCAUAAUUUGCAAAUAAAUUCAUUAAAAAUCCUACAAUGUGAUUUUCUGGAUUUUUUUUUCUCAAUUUGUCUGUCAUAGUUGACGUGUACCUAUGAUGAAAAUUACAGGCCUCUCUCAUCUUUUUAAGUGGGAGAACUUGCACAAUUGGUGGCUGACUAAAUACUUUUUUCCCCCACUGUAUAGUAUAUCAGGCAGUUUGUAGAGAAAACGAAAUGCACUAUAUGGUACUGUAAUGUUAGCACAGUCAGAGUCUAGGAAAGUAAAAGGCAUAUGGAAAUAUAAAGUGGAAUAAUUUAGCAUCAUUAUAGAAUAGAAACCUUGUUAGCAUAUCAGUAGAUGUCACUGGUGCUCCUUCUUACCUUCUUAACUGUGUGUGUGUGUGUGUGUGUGUGUGUGUGUGUGUGUGUGUGUGUGCGGGCGUGCGCACGUGCAUGAACAGUGGACUAGUAAGGGCAAGAAAGUCUGCCUUUUAGGAUUUUUCGCCACAGGCUUCCCUGGCUGGACUCUGGGAGAUGUCUUCAUUGGAGCUUACUACA
Messenger RNA from Coregonus sp. 'balchen', 10155 nucleotides. The record is from the annotation of a GenBank genome assembly. Lineage: Eukaryota; Metazoa; Chordata; Actinopteri; Salmoniformes; Salmonidae.